UCUACCAGCCUGGUUUUGGUAAACCGCAGGUGGACAGAACCAGAGAUGGAUUCAGAAACAGGCGACCAUGAGUGACCAAGUCACCAGCACCUGUGCACCGAGGGAAUUCCUCUUCCCCUGCCCCAGCCGCCUCCAUCACAAGCAUGCUUUCUCCUUCCCUCACUCCUACCUCAGUGAUUCAUAAGAUACACGAGAGCAAAGAGAAAAGCAAGCAGGAGCCAGCAUCUGAAUCAGCCCUUGGUGACAGUGAAGAGGACACUCAGAAGCCCAGUGAACAGAACCUCCUGUCAUCCAGGUCUGUGCCCACCGCUGAUCGAGACUCUUCUCCCACCACAAAUCCCAAACUGUCAACCCUACAGUGGUUUACAUCUUCCACCCCACUAUCCCAGACCAAUUGUUACACCAAAGAACAGAAUUAUCGACCUAAAGCAACUGGGAGAAAAACACCCACCUUGGCAUCCCCAGUUCCAGGAACACCUCUUCUCCACCCUGCCCACCAAGUCCCCCUUGUCCCCCAUGUCCCCAUUGUUCAGCCUGCUCUCCAGCUUCACUCAGGGUUGGUCCAAAGGAUGCUGGCCCAGGGAGUACAUCCACAGCAUCUUCCAAGUUUGCUCCAAGCUGGUGUGCUUCCUCCUGGGAUGGACCUGAACCAUUUGCAGGGAAUAGCUGGCCCAAUCCUGGGUCAACCCUUUUACCCUUUACCUGCCACUAGUCACCCUCUCCUAAACCCUCGUCGCGGGACACCUCUGCAUCUGGCAAUGAUGCAACAGCAGCUACAGCGCUCAGUUCUUCAUCCUCUAGGAUCUGGUUCCCAGGCAGCUGCUGUCAGCGUUCAGACGACUCCUCAGAAUGUGCCCAGCUGGUUAGGCCUGCCCCACGUGCACUGCCAGCUACAGCACCGCCCCAGCCAGAGAAGCAGCCCUCCCGUGGGGCUUGCCAAACGGUGUGGCUCAGAUGUGCUACAGCAGCCUCUGCCCUCCAUGCCCGCCAAAGUCGUCAGUGUAGAUGAAUUGGAGUACCGACAGCGAGCAGGGCAGCAGGCUUGCCUAAGCAGCUUCUCGCGGCACCCUGGUCAGGACUCUGCUUCCUCAUCUCAUGUUGGUUUAUGGGCUCUUACUUUGUAG
Balaenoptera acutorostrata (minke whale) is the source of this 1124-nucleotide messenger RNA. Its product is annotated as eukaryotic translation initiation factor 4E transporter-like. Gene Ontology annotation, cellular component: cytoplasm; nucleus. The record is from RefSeq and is a predicted model, not a curated record. Gene Ontology annotation, biological process: negative regulation of translation. NCBI's taxonomy places the organism in Eukaryota, Metazoa, Chordata, Mammalia, Artiodactyla, Balaenopteridae. Gene Ontology annotation, molecular function: mRNA binding.